GCUGUCCAGAAGAGGAAAGACGGUGAUCUUCUCCAUUCACCAACCACGCUACUCCAUCUUCAGACAGUUUGACCACCUGACUCUGAUGCACAAGGGAGAGAUAGUGUAUGCAGGAGCAGCAGAGCGUGCUCUGGACUACUUCACAGGCCUUGGAUAUCAGAUCGAAGCUUUCAACAACCCUGCUGACUUCUUCAUGGAUAUCACAAAUGGCGAAGCAAUGCCAACAGUAGAAACACCAACUGCAG
Molecule: messenger RNA, 245 nt
Organism: Austrofundulus limnaeus
Lineage: Eukaryota; Metazoa; Chordata; Actinopteri; Cyprinodontiformes; Rivulidae
Product: ATP-binding cassette sub-family G member 2
Biological process (GO): transmembrane transport
Cellular component (GO): plasma membrane
Molecular function (GO): ABC-type transporter activity
Source: RefSeq, a predicted model, not a curated record